Messenger RNA from Lytechinus pictus (painted urchin), 4735 nucleotides. RefSeq lists its product as uncharacterized. The record is from RefSeq and is a predicted model, not a curated record. NCBI's taxonomy places the organism in Eukaryota, Metazoa, Echinodermata, Echinoidea, Temnopleuroida, Toxopneustidae. Gene Ontology annotation, molecular function: zinc ion binding; nucleic acid binding. The transcript is spliced from 2 exons. The coding region runs from base 3650 to 4669 and encodes 339 amino acids.
GCAAGAAUCGUGAGUGGAAUAUUUCUUUAAACUUCUUAAGGUUAUAUAAUAUCCCCCCCCCCUUUUCUAUAAAAAGGAAUUUCUAAUUAAAUUUGUGAGAACUGGAAUUUCGAAGUUCUUUAUAGAAAUUUUAGGCUUGAUGCCCGAUCGAUGAGAUGAAUAUUUUUAUGUCUGCCCUUAACGUUGGUCUUACUCUUAGAGAUAUUACUUGAUUGCUGAUUUUAUUUUGUAUGUGGUACACAACAGAAUUUAAGGAGAGUUUUGUUUUGUUUUUCCCUCUUUCUCAAUUGAUAAACGCAGAAGUAUGAAACAUCGUAACGUUAAGGAAAUUGGGGUAACUUAGGGACAAAAGUGCAAGGGUACCUCGUAGUUAUGUAGUCUUUAGUUUGAGUUUGUUUUGUACCUCGUAGUUGCCUAUAAAUCUAGGCUUAAGUCUUUUACGUCUUGACAGAUGAAUAUUUAGAUGUUAUUUCAUGAUGUGUCUAUGGAAAUGUUGUAGGCCUAGACUGUUUUAAGUCAGAGAAUGUGGAUGUAGGCCUAGAUUUUAUUGUAUUGUGCAUGGAAGAAUAUGAAUUCCCCCCCCCCCCUUCCUUCGACGAAGUUGGCUGGCGUUGUACAGAGAGGUCGAGGGCAGCUCGAACUCAGUACGGUAGAUUGACGGCGGCAGAAAUGAGAGGUUCGACAAGUGACAAUCCUGAGUAAGGAACGUCAUCGUGCACCGGUACUCUCAGUACUCUGUACUUCUCAUCGUGCAUCGCGUACUCUCAGUACUCUGUACUUCUCAUCGUGCACCGGUACUCUCAGUACUCUGUACUUCUCAUCGUGCACCGGUACUCUCAGUACUCUGUACUUGUCAUCGUGCAUCGCGUACUCUCGGUACUCUGUACUUCUCAUCGUGCACCGGUACUCUAGUCUCAGUACUCUGUACUUCUCAUCGUGCAUCGCGUACUCAGUACUCCACACCAGUGAACACUGGGCACCGUCUACCAAACCCCUGUCCAUCUGAGAUGACUUCAUAGCUGCUUUCUUACAUUCAAUCCCGGUUAGGGAACGAAUUUAAGCAGUCUUCACCAUGUUUUCUUCAGUAUUUCUGACAUUCAAUCCCGGAUAGGGAACGAAUUUAAGCAGUCUUCACCACGUUUGCUUCGAUGUUUCUUCAAUUCUUCGACAGCAUGGAACCUCUUGACUCUUACCCCCCCCCCCCCUCUCUCAUCCUUCCAAGUUAUUCAUGCACACAUACAAUUAUUAAUAACUUGUAUUUUGGUAGUGUAUUAAUUCUUAUAAAGUUAUUUCUAAAUACUUAACCAGAACAUUUACAUGGUUCUAAUGCAAGGAGUUAGAAUGGUUGGAAUGUUAAGUUUUAUGUCUUGUUAUGGACCAGGUUGAACAUAGGAAGUUGUUGGUAUAAAAAGGACUUUGUUAGUCUAAUAUUUGGGAGAUAAAAUCUCGAGGCCAGAUAUUACUAGGAGUUAGUGGCAGGAAAUAGGCCGGGGUGGAGAGACCUUGGAAUGGCCAUUGAAGUGGCGCGAUGGGUUGGAAACAGGAAAGUUUAGGAUUAUGUUAUAGUUAGGAGAAAAGGUUUGAUAUCUAGAUGCAGGCAUUAGAUAUGUUAAGCAAAGUGAUGGUGUAGAAACAAAGACACCUUUAUACCAACUUGGAAUGUUGUUCGGAAGACCGUAGAGAAUAUAGAAUAGGCCUACUCGCAGCAAGGUUAUGGAAAUGAUGAAGUUAGAUGGAAAUAUUUACAAAGUUCACACUUUUACUGAACACAAAUCAAACAGACUAUGUUGUAGAAUUUAAGAUAGUUUAUUCGAAGAGUGACGAAGCAGAAAUUUCUCGUCAUUUAUUUACAGCGUAGGUUUAUUAAAUGUUCGGACGGUGAACAUUUAAUUAUUUGUAUUAAGACGUCAGCCAUGUAACCUAGGACUUAGUUUUAAGCAUGUAAAUAUGUCAAUUACUGUAUAGAAACAUCUGAUAAAAAUGCCACUUUUACUAUUCAUGAAUUUACAAGAGUUUGAAUUGUUAAAGUUAUUGUUGUUAAUAAAUGUUUUACAUCGGGUAUAACUCGACUUGAUGGUUUCCAAAUGAGAAAUUACUUAGACCUGGUUUAGUUGCACGAAUGUCUGAUUAGAUCGAGUAGUGACCAGUGGUCGUUGAUGUGAAUCAUGGAAUUGUAGUAAAUAGUCUUAAGUCUUAGUAAUUUAUAGAUAGAGUGUUCGUAUAUUUCGAACAAACGUCCCCGUCAUCGACCCUCGACUUAAUUACCAUGCUAUCCGUGAGACAGAAUGUCGUUAGAGAGAAGUCUGAAUGAACAUGAUGUAUGCUGGGCAUCUGUGGUUUGCUACUGGAAAUGUUCUUGGAUGGCCGAUUGAUGUGCUUGUUGUGUGCUCGAGAUUGUUAUGAGUGAUUGAAGUGCUGUUGUUGUAUUGACCGAAGUUACAACGAGCGACCACUGUGCAUGUGCAAAUGGCUAAUCAAUGUGCACAUCGUAACAUGUGUCAACUCUUUGUAAUUUGGUUGUGUGUACAAUGUUGUGUGCAUACUGAACAUGUGAAUGUUCGAAGUGAGUGAAGUAGAUUGAUUGAUUGUUGAGCUUGACCAGUCAUGAAUAGUUUAGCUAAUUAGUAGGGAUGAUCAGUUGACUAUUACAGUUGACUUACCAGAUAAAUUCUUGAUUGUUGUGAUGCUGGUCUUGGGAACGAGAGUGGAGAAGGAGUCAAAUGUUUGGUCAGUCAGCUGAACUUGGGUCUCCGGUCGUGUAUGCAUGAUUGUGGAGUGCAGAGCUUAUGUGUGUAAUGUCGUGCACGUGCGACUGAUUGAGGAGAUCGAGCAUGAGUCAUGCCCUUCCCAGUCCUCACCCCCCCCCCCCCCCCUUGUCUACCCAGUAUGAGUCCCAGCUAUUGUUACGUCAUGUUAGAUUUCUGUAUAGGUUGUCUGGAUUUCCCCGGAACAACCAAGGGCUCAUACCCCUAGAAAAGUAUGUGGUGGCAGCAUUUUACCUUUUGUUAGGAGGGUCUCACGUUACAUUUUCUGGUGGCAGCGGUGGGAUUAAGCUCUAUCUGUUAUCAAACAUUAUUUAUAGUAAUUAAGCUAAAGAAGGAUUGUGUACUUGAAGUAAAAGUUGAUUAUUUGUCAGAAUUUGUUUUGAAAUCAGAAUUUAUCUGAGGAAGUUGUUGAUAAGAAUGAGUUUGCUUGGUAUGGAGUAAAGGAAGUUGGAAUUUUGAAGCUGAUGUUAUGGGUCUGAAUUGACAAGGUUAGAGUUGCUACUUGGAAAACAGUAAGAGUCUGUUUGUCUGGAGUUAGUAGAGUUGAGUGUCUGAAGUCAAGUUUGGUCUUGUAAAUCAGUUCAAGUGGAUAUGUGCUUCAUAAACCAGGCAUAAGUUAAAAAAAAAAAAAAAAAAAAUCUUAGAGUAAGAGUGGCAUCUUUCGUAGUAGGAAAUAACUUAGUUAAUUCAUAACGAAAUGUAUUUUAAGUAGUAACGUUGAUAACAAUUAAACUCGAAAGAGUAAUCAAACAUUUGUAAGAGGUACCCUUGUUAAAAAAAAAUUAUUGUUAAUUCAAAAAUUAAACAAACACAAAUGUGUAACAAAAGCUUCCUGGCAAUUUUUCUGAAUUCAAAAGAAACUGAACAAAAAUUGCAAGCUUAGAAUGGAAGGUGAGCAAGAAAACAUUACUGGUGGUGGUGAUAGGUCACACUGGACGGUGGUCAGUGACGAUCCAGAAAUCGCAGUAGGAGAAUCAGGAGAUGUUCAGCAGAAUUCUGGACACGUUUACACGCCACAAGGAUUCAGAGAUAACCCUCUUUACGUUCAGAGCACACAAACCACUGAAGUGAAGCAGAAUGAAUCAGGAUUCCGUAAAGAUGUCUUGCCGGAGAAAUUUGGUGGAAAGACGCCAUGGGGUGAUUACAAGCGUCAUUUCGAGGUUUGCAUGAACUUGAAUCGAUGGUCUGACUAUGAAGCAGGGCAAUUUCUGGCAACAAGGCUUCAAGGUUCUGCGUUGAAGAUCCUGAAUAAUUUCCCUGCUGGAAGGCGCAUCUCAUACCGAGAACUUGUAUCACAGCUGGAGAGUAGAUUUGGUCCUGGAGAACAAGCAGAAAAUUUCCUCCUGGAGUUACGUGUGCGACGUAGACACAAGGAUGAGACGCUUCAGGAACUUGGGCAGGCAAUCAGAGACCUGACGUGUUUGGCCUACCCAGAGCUAAGCAGUGAAGCUCGACAGCGACUGGCAAGGGGACAUUUCUCCGAUGCGAUUGACGACCCGGAGAUUAGGGCUGGAAUUUUCAGGGCCCAUCCACAGACGCUUGAUGACGCCAUCCAAGCUGGUCUUGCAACAGAGUCAUUCCUUAGGGCCGAGAAAUCAAGAGAUCGAAAUAGACUUCCCCGUCACGUCCGUGCAGUGGAUUCUGUUCAACCAGUACCUAUGGACGAGAAAACAAGAAAGGAAAUUGAGGAGUUGAAGAUGAACAUGAAACGGCUAAGUACAUUGAUUGAGGAUAUGGCUAUCAAUCACCAACCAAACAGAAACUAUAAAGCGUGUUUCAACUGCAAUCAAGUGGGACAUUUUGCAAGGGAGUGCCCACAGACCAAUGCAAGACAGGGAAACGACAGCCGGUCUUUCCGAGGGGCCACGGCCAGGCCGAGUUUCAGACAGGGUCCACGAGUUUAAGCUCACACAAGAAUCAGCAUACAGUUAUUUGCACCAUUACCGAGACUGAUCAGAGUAUGUUUGUGA